Messenger RNA from Aspergillus niger, 384 nucleotides. RefSeq lists its product as hypothetical. The record is from RefSeq and is a predicted model, not a curated record. The transcript is spliced from 3 exons. Lineage: Eukaryota; Fungi; Ascomycota; Eurotiomycetes; Eurotiales; Aspergillaceae. The coding region runs from base 1 to 384 and encodes 127 amino acids.
AUGUACUGUGCGUUUAUCGACUGCAUGAGUUACAACAAGGCAGAGAUACGUGGUUGCCGGAAAGGGGAAGUUGAUGCCACAUGGCCCGUCUGCGAGGGACCAGGAACAGGCGUUCCUAGCUCCCUGAGAUCUACGGUGCCGGGGCGGGAGGUUUCAUGUACUUCCAUGGGUAUCUCCCGUAUUGUAUUAUCGAAAUUCCUGGCCACCCUCAGUUGUAAGCGGGUGGCUUUCUAUAAAUUCCCCGCUAAGGUCUUGGCAGCGGGGCGAGAAAACAAUCGUCGUGUGUUUCAAGAAACCCAUUGUCCCCACCGGCUCCUCCGUGAUGCCCUAAAUUUGGGCCGCUCCCGUGUGCCCCGUUCACCCCCUACCAAUCCCGAUGCAUGA